AUGGGGGGCACCUUGGAGUACCUGUCGGGGCUGCUGGGAGGGAGUGGAAGCCAUGGCCACGACCACGAGAGCAAGAAGAAGAAGAGGAAGCAGCUGCAGACGGUGGAGCUCAAGGUCAGGAUGGACUGUGAGGGGUGCGAGCUCAAGGUCAGGAGCAGCCUCUCCUCCAUGAAAGGGGUCGAGUCAGUGGAGAUAAACAGGAAGCAGCAGAAGGUGACGGUGGUCGGGUACGUGGAGGCGAGCAAGGUGCUGAAGAAGGCGCAGUCCACGGGGAAGAAGGCGGAGCUGUGGCCGUACGUGCCCUACAACCUGGUGGCGCAGCCCUACGUGGCCUGUACCUACGACAAGCGCGCCCCGCCCGGGUACGUCCGGAGCGCGGAGCCUGCUGCAGGCUAUGUGGCCGCCAGCAGCCAACUGCAGGCCGGCGGCGGCAGGCCGCCGGGCGACCACCUCACCGACAUGUUCAACGACGAGAACCCCAACUCCUGCUCGGUCAUGUGA
Messenger RNA from Miscanthus lutarioriparius, 501 nucleotides. The record is from the annotation of a GenBank genome assembly. NCBI's taxonomy places the organism in Eukaryota, Viridiplantae, Streptophyta, Magnoliopsida, Poales, Poaceae.